AAGAGCUCAGCUGGAGAUCAGCGGAGAGUCAGCAGCCAGCGAGGAGAGAAAAUAACAGCAAGUGAGCAGAGAGCAGGCGGAUUACAGCUGGAUCUGCCCCACUCCUACAACAUGCACCCUCCUCCCACCUCUCUCUGUCACUGGCAGCAUCAUGCGUGGAAACAGAGCGAGGGGUUCCCUUCGUCCGCAGAGAGGCUGAUGACCACAAGUUCAAGAAGACAGGAGGAGUCAACAAAGGAGUAGAAAGUUUCCCUCCUCCUUCAGAGUCUGUGAAUUCCUGUUCUCUUCAUCACCGGCCAGCAUGACGGAAGCACCAAACGCCCCCACCGUCCUUUGGCUGCUGCUGUGCCCGCUGCUCUGCUCUAUGGUUCUGGCUACGGGUUCCACUCUGACCUCUGAGGAUUUCCAGAGCCCCACCGCCGCGCCGUCUCUGGAAGAUGGAGUCGGCACAGCUGUGCAGCUGCAGCCGGACCUGCAGACUGAACCGCAGACACCAUCUGCGGUCCCGACUGCAGCAGCGGAACGGACGACUGCAGCAGUAGUAGAGCAGACGACUGCAGCAGUGGAACGAACGACUGCAGCGACUGCAGCUGCGGAACGGACGACUGCAGCAGUAGUAGAGCAGACGACUGCAGCAGUAGAGCAGACGACUGCAGCAGUAGAACCGACUGCAGGUCCUGAGGCAACAGAAACUCCUGCAGAGAGGCAAAGCACCACCACCAACUACACAGGUGUGUCGUGCCCCGCCAUCCUGCCGCCUCGCCGGGGCUCCUUCUACGUGGAGGACGGCUCCGGAGUGUCCAUUGGGAGCGUCCUGGCCUUCUGGUGCAGAGAAGGUUACCAGCUGGUCGGCAGCGAGAAAAUCUACUGCAGCGUCCGGAGCGGAAAAGCACAAUGGAGCAACCGCCUGCCGGACUGUGAAGCCAUCCCCAGACCAGAGGACCGCGGGCUGAGAGUUGCCGUGCUGGCUUCAGUGGUGAGCGGCAUCGUCAUCUUUGCCAUGUCCCUGUCCUUCCUCAUCUGCUGCCUGCAGGAGCGAAACAGCCGCAGCCGCUCCAGGAAGGAGGGCCGCAGCAGACGCAGAGAGAAGCGGGCGUCCCGCCGCAGCGAGUGCUGGCUGGAGAGAGAGGAAGGGGAGUGGGAGGCCUUCCCUCCGCCCAAGAUCUUCCACCUGUCUCAGAGGAUGAACCCCCGCCUGGCCCCCGACAGCCCCCUCUACCUGACUGCAGGGCUGGGGGGGUACGAGAACAGAGGAUACCAGAGGAGUCAGGAGAGUCUGCUGAAAGCGUCUCUGCCCGGACUCUACCGCUCUGAGUCUCAGCUGUACCCACAUGUUGUCCUACAAAGGGUCCCCACCCCGACUGCGCCCGCCGCCCCCUCCGCUCCAUCUGCCCCCCUUUACCUCCACCUUCCUCCCUCAUCAUCUUCGGCCUCCUCGCCGGCUCACGCCGCGCAAAGCCAGCCACAGAUCAUGGCGCAGUAUCCUACCCCGACGUACCCGCCCUGCACCAACACAGCUGGGCCCACGUACCCCCACCCAACACCGGCGCCCAUUUACCCCAACCCCCACCCGCUGCCACAGAGGCCAUGGCAGUAGCUCACACCAGCUCUCUGGGCCCUGCAGGAGCCAUUUUUUUAUCUUUACCUGUUUUCUCCCACAGAAGUCUGCAAAUACCGUGUUCCAAAGCAGACAUGAAGGACUUGCAGCGGGUGUAGGACCACUCCAACUUUUCCUACAGGAAGUCGAUUUUUUUUUUUUUAACUGAUGAGCUCGACAGAGAAAACUGUUCACGUCUGGUGAAGUGAGGCUGAAUCUGAUGUCAGGACGUCAGUCUCAGCAGCAGCAUGUUGGGCCCCCAAGGGUCCCUGGAGAUCCAGCUGAUGAGACUUUCAAUUUUGGGAAGAACUGGAUCAGAUUUCCAGUUUGGAUCAACAUUUGUUGGUGGAGGUUUCUAUGCAUGAACCUGAAUCAGAACAUUGCUGUUGGAGCCACGUCUGCAUAAACAGAUCUGUUUGUUGUUUCUCUCCUCCCUGACAAAAACCUCUUCACGGCCAGCAGUUUUAAUCUCUGAUUUUUCAGGGAUUUUGACACGCAAAAUACUUCUGACUUUUCGAAUCAUCCCUGAGGUUUUGUUUAGUCAGGAAAAUUAGAUUUGAAGCUCAAGGAUUUAGAACGGUUCUGGUGUGAUGGACUUUUUAAUGCACUGAACUGAAACAUUUUCAUGCAUUCAGAUGGACUGUUAGAGCCCUUCACUGCCCAGAGCUUUAUAUUUUCAAUACAUCUGAGUAGAAACACUAAAACAAAAUGAAAAUAAAUGUGCACUUUACCUUCAUUCUGAAUGGUUUGGGAUGUUUGUGUCUUAGGUUGAUCCAUUUUCUGUGACUUGUUUGUGAAAUAACAACAUGACUGCCAUUAAAAUGAAUAAAGAGACUUUGCUUAGGUGGA
Molecule: messenger RNA, 2446 nt
Organism: Oryzias melastigma (Indian medaka)
Lineage: Eukaryota; Metazoa; Chordata; Actinopteri; Beloniformes; Adrianichthyidae
Product: sushi domain-containing protein 3
Exons: 5
Coding region: 302-1597 (431 amino acids)
Cellular component (GO): plasma membrane
Source: RefSeq, a predicted model, not a curated record